GGUACGCGUCGCACCGCCGGCAUACGGUGUGCGGCUCCGGUGUGGCCAGUCCGAGAACAGCUGGCAGCGGCGUGGUCGACGGCCCGGCCACCUCGUCCCUCGGAGCCCGGCACGGGCCUCUGUCUCCGCCUUCGGCCCGACUCAGUUAAUUCCUAUGGAGAAGUGAAUUAUGGAGAAGAUAGACCAAGUCUCCGAAGAGUUCCAAUCGGGAGGACCACCAGAGGUUCCCGCCCAGGAGGCCACAGUCGAAGCCACACUCAACGUUUCCAACAAACGAAAAGAGCCGAACGAAGAGACGUCGGAGGAGCCGGCCAGCAAGUGUUUGCGAGUGUCGGAAGCCGUCGAGACCGACAAGGGCCGGAUCGAAGAGUCGCGCCAUGCGGAGCAGGCGGAGCGCGCGAGGUAUGCCGAGACGGAGAGUCGAGUGGCGGCGGAGACUCAAGAAGCCGCGAGAAAAAGCGAGCCGGAAGUGGACGAGGACACCAGGAUCAUCAAGGAGGCGGAAGCGGCCUUGAGAAGCCUUUCGGGGGACUUCGGACAGACGGAGGCCUGUCCCUUCUACGGGGAGGCCGACGACAAGCCCAUGUUCGAGAACCUGUUCGAGAAGAAGACCGACGGCAGACCUUCGGGAGAGACCGUGACCAACUCGUGGAAGGACAUCGUCACCCUCAGCGCCUCCUCCAGUUCUUGCGGCAGCCUGGAAAGGUCGCCGCUCAGAUCGCCGGUUCUGUCGCCCGUCGCCGUGGUCAAAGUGGAGAAGAGGGACGAGAGAGAAGCCUGUUCCUGUUCCUACGGCGAAACCCGGUGCAAAAUAGAAAACGUCAAAAUGGAGGACAAGACCUGCAAAGUUCUGGACAACUACGCCGCCGCCGACAGGAACGACUCCUACGACGUGGAGAACUUGCUGAAGAUCGAAGAGGAAUGUGCCAAUAUUCAGUCGCUCAUGUCGACUCACGACUAUUACAUGGACAUCAAAGAAGAGCAGAAACCGUUGGUUCCGGUCGUUAAUCACGCCAUGAAACAGUGCUUGACUAACGAUCUGGCCGCCAUGCACAGGCCCGGCGAUGCCAUGUCGUACGGCCCCUGGUGCCAGGAUCAGGAUCAAUGCCAAAUGCGUUACCAGACUCAGUACCAGUGUCAGAUGAGUGCCAUGUCCGCCAUGGACGGCACGCAGAGGUACACGGUCCUGGACGGAAGAUACCAGGACCAGAAGAGCUUCGAGGAGCACCUCUAUCCCAUUCCGGACGACGAUAAUCCCCUGGUGAUAGACGAGAGCAGGCUCAGGUCGACCGACGACGACGACACCACCGACGAUCUGCCCAGUCCUCAGCACUACUUGGCAGCGCACGCGGACAGGAUGAAGGUGGAAGAGUAUCCCGCCUGUCAGCUGGGAGGACACGAGAUGGCCUUGAAGGACGGGAAGUGUUCGGCGGCCGAGUGCAACGGAAGCGGUCACCUGACGGGGAUGUACUCUCAGUCCAGAAGCGUGACUUGUUCGAGAAAAGAGCGAGCGACGCCGGACGCCUUGGCAAUGAACGAUGUACUAGUCAAAUGCCCCACUCCGGGAUGUAGCGGCCGCGGACACGUCAAUACCUGUAGGAACACGCACAGAAGCAUUUCCGGUUGUCCCAUCGCCGCCAUGGAAAAAAUGGCGCAGAAGGAACACGCAUCUAAUUACAAACCGCUGAUUCAAAGUCCGACGUCUUUCGACGGCCUUCUUCGACCUUCUUGCUACAACAAACAGUUGGAAGUGGACGACUACAAAUACCCGUGUUACGUCAACCAGCCCGAAAAAGAGGACGUGUACUGUAGACAAAUGUCGCCCCAGUCGGUGUACGGUUACGAAAAUUCCAGGUAUUAUCAGAGAUACGUAACGCCCAAAGCCAAAAUGACGGAAUCCGACUUGGACAAACAAAGUUCUUCGCAAAUAUACGGAGUGGGCAACGACCAAAGACCAUCCGUUCUGGUUUCUCCGAAAUCCAUGUACUCGAUCGAAGCGGAACAAACGGAACCGGUAGACUUCUCCACCAGUCACGCCGCUCUGAGAACUUCCCCCGUCAUGGGCGGGCGAUGCAGCGCCAUGGAUUCUUCGGAACACUGUUUGGCGCGACACUCGCCCUAUCCGCAAAUACAGAGCCCGGUGGGCCAUCAGGAUCCCGGACGACCCAGUACCUGCCCGCUCAGUACGGACCACGAUAAGACGUUACCCCCCAAACUGGUCAGACUGACCACGUCCAGGAGUCGCGAAGGACGAGAACUGAUUCACUGCCCCACACCCGGAUGUGACGGCAUGGGCCACGUGUCCGGAAAUUACGCUACGCAUAGAAGUAUAUCAGGUUGUCCUCAUGCAGAUCGUUCCCAAAUCCAAGCACAACACCAGGAAUUGAAUCAUUUCCUUGCCAGGUGUCCGACACCCGGAUGCGACGGCUCCGGACACGUCACCGGAAACUAUUCUUCUCAUCGAAGCUUGUCGGGAUGCCCCAGAGCCAACAGACCCAAAAAAGUGCUGCACAGGGACGACAAGAACGAAUCCGAACCUUUACGUUGUCCAAUUCCCGGGUGUGGCGGAUCUGGUCACGUGACAGGAAAAUUUCAAUCGCAUCGCAGCGUAUCCGGCUGUCCGAUGGCUAACAGAAAUAAAAUUCGACACGAAUCGGUGGCACCCGACGGAAGAUCGGUGAAAUCGGAAGGAGUCAGCUGUCCGACACCGGGUUGCGACGGGACGGGACACGCCAACGGCACUUUUUUGACACAUCGAAGCUUAUCGGGAUGUCCCAGAGCACCGCAUUUAUUGAAAAAGACAAAACCCGUCAACGACGAACCUCAAGCCGUUUCCGUCAAAACGCAACCGACAAAUAACACCGAAGAAAAUGCGGACAUUCAGGCAUUAGAAGAAGAAAUAAUGGAGUUACAAGAAUACAAUGCCAAAGUGGAAUCAGAAAUGAACCGUCUUCGGACUGACAUCACCCAAAUGGAACAGCAUAUACGUAUGACUGUCAGGGUAAAAGACAAUCAAUCUCUGGCCCAGAAGACUACCCAUUUAUCUGAAUAUUACGAGUCUCUCCGCAACAAUUUCAUAUCCCUGUUAGACCACGUCCGACUACCGAAUUUUGAAGACAAACCCAAUGUCGAUAAUUUCGAUACCUACCUGAAUAAACUUCAGUCCCUGUGUACAGAUAACUACAGACACGACAACAAAACCGUUUAUUCUUCUGUCAGACAAGCUCUCCAAGAAUUCAACGUACCUGUACAAAACUCGAAUGGUUGGGUGAGAUCCUGAAAACUCGGUUGAAGAACCAGAAGUAUCUUCAACAAUAACCUUAUGAACUUCCAUGCAUCAAUCGAUUAUUACAACCUUUACAAAGGCGAUUUUACAUUUAUAUUUUCUUCGUUUCUUCCAUUCUUUAAUUACCAUUUAUACAAACACAUACACGUACAUAUAUACAUAGACAUAUAUAUAUAUCUUCGAGGAAAAAGUUUUAAAUUUAACUCUCGAUUCUUGCUCGUCUUCAACUGGAAUAACGUUAGUUUAAAAGUUUAAAAAGAGAAUAAGAAAAAGGAAGAGCAAGACUAAAAGUCACCAAGUGAUGGAAGAACAUUCAACCAAAAAAUAUAAGAGCCCAAUUUCAAAAUCAUUAUACAAAAUAACGCAAUAUAAAUGGCAACUAUUGUCUCCCUUCCUAACGUUGUUUAUGGCUGUGAUUGACCAUUACAGUGCUGUAUCGUUUCAUUCACACAAAUAAGUAAAUAGGAUAGCGCAAAGCCCCUUCGAGAAAAUUGUUUAAAAACGCGUAUGCUGUAUAAAAUGCUAUCAUCAUUGUUUUAUUGUUCACGCAACAUUACUUCUGGACUACAGGGUGAAUUUUGAUCAGUCAUAACAUUAUUUGUUACAUGCGGUAUGGUUUAUUCCAAGGGACCAGACUGGUUGUGCGAUAUUCUGGAUAUUGUUAUGUUAAUGUUGAAAAGCGGAAAACACGUGUUGCGGAAUGGAUACAAGAGAAGUGUUUAAAUACCAUUUUUAUUCUUUUAUUUUUUAUGAUUUUUUGGAAAAAAACGAAAAAUAUCAUUCAUAGUCGACUGCCAUGUUGUGAUUUGUUGUGAUACAGUAUUGUGUAAAGACGACUCUGACGUGUCUACUUUGUCCCAUAGAAUAUUUAGUAAUCAUUAUACUCUCCCAUUAAAAAAAGAUUAAAAACAAAAAAAAAAAAAAUAUUGUAAUUGUUGCUAGCAAAGUUGCCAAGGGGAUUCCCAUUAAAAA
Messenger RNA from Centruroides sculpturatus (bark scorpion), 4258 nucleotides. Its product is annotated as myelin transcription factor 1-like. Gene Ontology annotation, cellular component: nucleus. The transcript has 21 exons. NCBI's taxonomy places the organism in Eukaryota, Metazoa, Arthropoda, Arachnida, Scorpiones, Buthidae. The coding region runs from base 170 to 3280 and encodes 1036 amino acids. Gene Ontology annotation, biological process: regulation of transcription by RNA polymerase II. Gene Ontology annotation, molecular function: RNA polymerase II cis-regulatory region sequence-specific DNA binding; zinc ion binding; DNA-binding transcription factor activity, RNA polymerase II-specific. The record is from RefSeq and is a predicted model, not a curated record.